Messenger RNA from Zonotrichia albicollis (white-throated sparrow), 4384 nucleotides. It is a transcript of the gene ING3, whose product is annotated as inhibitor of growth family member 3. The record is from RefSeq and is a predicted model, not a curated record. Lineage: Eukaryota; Metazoa; Chordata; Aves; Passeriformes; Passerellidae. Gene Ontology annotation, cellular component: NuA4 histone acetyltransferase complex.
UACUGUAAAGCACUACAGUGAACAGUUUUCUGAGCAUGUCUCUAUUUCUAUAAGAAACUCUCACAUUACAAUAAAUCACUACACAUUAACAGGGGCAACUCACACCUUGCAGGCAGCAGCCAGCCCCACUAGCACUUGGUAAUUCUGCUGGCAUAGCCUGGUUUCAUUUUCCUGUUUCACCAGCAGACACAGGGCACACGCCAUUAGUGAUGGCACGGCUGAGACACAGCCCCUAGAGCUGUGUUCCUUGGUCUCCUUGGUCUGGGCACCACAAUGCACAUAAAGUACCUGGGCACAGCAGGCCUCAUUGAGAUUUUGGCUAGCUAUACCCAAGCUUGUAAAGAUGAGAAGUCACAAUGUCCCAAUGUCUGUGCUAUCUUGGGAUUUUGGUCAUGAGGCAAAUGGUAGGGACUUACUCUGUGACCAUACUUCAAUUGUGGUUCUAAUAGUGGUGUCUUGCUUAUAGUAUUGUUCUUAUUUGUUGCUCCCAAACAUAAACAUAGAAAACUAUUCUUUUUCUUUAAAAAUCAUUAAAGCUGCAACUAAGCAUAAAAGAAAGUGAUGCCACCAAUUCAGAUUUCCCCUAAAUUCACCUAGCUUUUCUCCUAAUGAAUAUAGGAUAUCAUUACUUUGCUGUGCUUUUGUAUGGAUUAAGUUCUCUUGCUGCAUCAAAUCCUUUCACUUCAGUAAGUGCAGGCAUUUACCUUCCCACAAAGGGUCAAUCUUGUGUUUUACAUACCAAACUGGGCCAAGUAAUUUCCCACACAAAACUCUAAAAAUACUGUUAUGCCCACACUAGUCAGAAGUUCUACAGGAAAGACAUCUGUACAAGCAAUAAUAUAAGAGAUUAUUUCCACUAAGGCUAACUGUGCUUAUGACCAUCUAAAAUCUGUUCUCAUUUCUAUGUAUGAGAGUAGUUGAUAUUUCUGGCUUGGCAGUGCAGACUACAUGGCUGAUGAUGGAGUGAGUAUGGGAAGUGACCACAUUGAUGCAGCAUUUUUUUUCAUGAAGUUGAAGUUAUUGAGAGUUUAUUGUUAAACCUUCUUCAUUCUCCAUCUUCAAUGGCAAAGGAAUUAAAACCCCUCAACUUGCUUGCUCUACCACGUGUAUCCAACACAUUAUUUACAAAAUGUAUGCUUCACUUCCCAAAAUUCAGUCAUCUUUAAGUAACUACUCACCAUACAUGAACUUCAGACAUGAGAGAAGUACCACUUUCCAUUGGUCUUAUCCCUCAAAAACAUCCCAUGCAAGUUUUACUCAUACUUGGCUUAAGCAUACGUUUCCUUUUUGCUUGGAUACACCUGGCACAGCUAAAGACAUAGAAACAAAAAGCACGGUGGAAAGCAAACCUGAUCUGCUACCAUAAUUCUUAUGCUCCUAUACUUACACCUGGCAUCAUGCAAGCCCCAGCAUUUUCUUUCCCUGGGCAAAAAACACUGGAUAAAUGCAGCAGUCCAUGCUUAAAGCAGUAAAUAACUAUAAUAGAAGAGUGAUGAAAAAGACUAUUUGGGGGAAUUAAACAGUGUGAAAAAACCCAGUCCCAAACACGUGAAAGUGAAUUACCGCAAGGAGUAUUGUAAUUGGAUGGCAGUCAGUGCUGUCAGCCAAUUUUGGUUACACUCUGAGCAGCAAUCCCAAAGCCCACGUUCGUUUUUCCUCUCCUAAGGCUGUCCGUGCCUGUGACCUGCGCUGAACGGAGCAGCUUUUUUAUCUUGUGCCGUGAGAGAUCACGGACUGAAGCAAAUUCAUUAGCUUUGCCGUUUCUUACGCUUUUAAUGAACUACUGCCGGCUGCGAACAUUUAAAACAACAAGGCGCCAACAAAAGCCUCGAGACUGGUCAAGAAGCUGCAAGUUUUCCCUCGCCGUUCGCCUGACUGGAGGCUCUGCGGUCGCGCCGGGGACGCUCCGGAGGGCCCAAAGCUGCUCCGGGACAAGAGUGUGCGGGCCCCGUUGAGGCGGGAAUGCCCCCAGCACCGCGGGAACGGCCCCGAACAGCGAGAACGCUCCAGGAUCGCGGGAAUGGCUCCGGACCGUGAACCGGCCGGAACGAUAACGCAGGGCAGGACGCGCAGCCUCCCACAGCUCGCCCAGCACAGACUACGCUUCCCGUGAGGCCUCGCGGCAGAGCGCGGGCCGCGGUGUGCGUCAGCGGCGCGAGCAGCCAAUCGCGGCGGGGCCGCGGCGAGCGCCGUCCGCCGCCAAUGUUGUUUUCGCUGAGUCGAGGUGCUGGUGUUGUUGGCGGCGGCGCCAUAUUGGAAGGGACGCGCGCCCGCUCUCGAGCAGCCCCUGGGCGCGGGCCCGGCCGCCGCCAUGCUGUACCUGGAGGACUAUCUGGAGAUGAUCGAGCAGCUUCCCAUGGAUCUGCGCGACAGGUUCACCGAGAUGCGCGAGAUGGACCUGCAGAUGCAAUGGAUCAGCUUGAGCAGAGGGUAAAUGAAUUUUUUAUGAAUGCAAAGAAAAACAAACCUGAAUGGAGAGAAGAACAAAUGACAUCAAUCAAAAAAGAUUAUUAUAAAGCUUUGGAAGAUGCAGAUGAAAAAGUGCAACUGGCUAAUCAAAUAUAUGAUCUGGUAGACCGUCACUUGAGAAAAUUGGACCAGGAACUUGCUAAAUUUAAAAUGGAACUUGAAGCAGAUAAUGCUGGAAUUACAGAAAUAUUAGAAAGACGGUCUCUGGAGCUGGAUACACCAGCACAGCCUGUGAAUAACCAUCACUCCCAUUCUCACACUCCAGUAGAGAAAAGGAAACACAAUCCAUCUCACCAUAGUACAACAGAUCAUGUUCCUGAAAAGAAGUUUAAAUCUGAAGCUCUUCUAUCUACCCUGACAUCAGAUGCUUCUAAAGAAAACACACCAGGGUGUCGAAACAGUAAUUCAUCAUCCUCUUCAAACAAUGCAUACAAUACAAACUCUUCUCAACCAUUGGCAUCAUAUAACCUGGGCUCAUUAUCUUCAGGAUCCGGGGCCGGUGCAAUUACCAUGGCAGCAGCUCAAGCAGUGCAAGCCACAGCACAGAUGAAGGAGGGAAGACGAACAUCCAGUCUAAAAGCCAGCUAUGAAGCCUUUAAGAACAAUGAUUUUCAGCUUGGAAGAGAAUUUUCAUUGUCCAGAGAUUCAGCUGGAUAUUCAUCAUCAGCUCUGGCAUCGACAUUAACUCAGACGUUAAGUUCAUCAACCACAGAUUCACGAAGUGGCAGAAAAAGCAAAAGCAACAACAAAUCCUCAAGUCAGCAGUCCUCAUCAUCAUCUUCUUCUUCCUCUCUGUCAUCAUGUUCUUCUUCAUCUGCGCUGGCACAAGAACUGUCUCAGCAAACAGCAGUAAUACCAGAGUCUGAUUCUAACAGCCAGGUUGAUUGGACCUAUGAUCCAAAUGAGCCACGUUACUGUAUUUGCAAUCAGGUGUCCUAUGGUGAAAUGGUAGGCUGUGAUAACCAAGAUUGCCCAAUUGAGUGGUUCCACUAUGGAUGUGUUGGACUGACAGAAGCACCAAAAGGGAAAUGGUACUGUCCACAGUGUACAGCUGCAAUGAAGAGAAGAGGCAGCAGACAUAAAUAAGUUUGUUCAUCUGGAAAAAAAUUGCAUAAUAAAGCUUUUAUAAAGGACUUGGGAGGGGAGGGGCAACUCUCAGCACACUUCCUUGCAACCACUGAAGAGUAACAUAGCAAUCAUAGAAUGGUAUGGUUGGAAGGGACCGUAAAGAUCUUCUAGUUCCAGCCCCCAGUCAUAAGAUCUUGAACUAUUGGUUUUGAUAAGUCGUGUUUUAAUAUUGUAGGUAAAUUAUUUAUGCACCUUGAUGUGCUACAGAUACUAUUCCAGUGAGCCUUGGAUUGUUCCAGUGGCCAGCAUAUGCAGAUAUUUGUACUAUCAAACCAUUUUCUCUAAGCAGUGGGCAUUCUACAAGUACUCAAUCUUCCAAAAAUUCCGAUAAGUCAAGAUUUUAAAUGUAUGUUUUAUAUACAACAGAUAUAUUCUGCUGCAUGUACUGUACUCAAGAGCUGUUACGUAACACUAUGUAUAUUAAUAGUGCAAAAAGUCAGUGCUUCUGAAAGGAAAAAGAGACAGUGGUUUUUAAAAUGCCUUUAUAGCUUUGGUUCUUUAUGAAACUUAAUUCAGCAGGCUGAAGAAAAUGGUUCUUGUAUACAGCGGGCUGUUGUCCUUUAGGGUACUUGAGUAUGUAAAGACAAAAAAUGCUGUAGAAUACAACAAACUUGUGCCAUUAGUCUUUCUAUGUUUCUGCUCCAGAGAAGGCGGAGGCCAUAAGAAGAAAAAAAGGUGUUAAAGUGACGAUAAAUUUUUAUACCAAAUGUGUUUAUUUUUUUGUGCAAGUAAUCCUUUAAAUUUGAAUUGUAUUAGGUGUAAAAUAAAAGAACCUCAACUCCUCAGA